Molecule: messenger RNA, 648 nt
Organism: Triticum turgidum subsp. durum (durum wheat)
Lineage: Eukaryota; Viridiplantae; Streptophyta; Magnoliopsida; Poales; Poaceae
Source: the annotation of a GenBank genome assembly
AUGGGGGACAGGGCGUCGUGCAGGUUCCGCACGGUGUGCGUCUUCUGCGGCAGCAGCGCCGGCAAACGCAGGGUGUUCGGCGAUGCGGCCCUCGACCUUGGCCGCGAGCUGGUGACGAGGGGCGUCGACCUGGUCUACGGCGGCGGCAGCAUCGGGCUCAUGGGCCUUGUCGCGCGGACGGUGCUCGACGGCGGCCGCCGUGUCGUCGGGGUGAUUCCCAGGGCUCUCAUGCCUGUCGAGAUAUUAGGUGAGAGUGUGGGGGAAGUAAAGGUUGUGUCUGACAUGCACGAGAGGAAAGCAGAGAUGGCUCGACGAUCUGAAGCAUUCAUCGCUCUUCCAGGGGGGUAUGGAACCAUGGAGGAGCUGUUGGAGAUGAUAACAUGGUCCCAACUCGGAAUUCACAACAAACCUGUUGGGUUGCUGAAUGUGGAUGGUUACUAUGAUACCCUGCUUGCCCUAUUUGACAAAGGCGCGCGAGAGGGCUUCAUCAACCCAGACUGUACACACAUACUUGUCUCAGCGCCGACCGCCACGGAAUUGCUGACAAAGAUGGAGGAAUACACUAGGUCGCACCAAGAGGUGGCCCCAACGACGAGUUGGGAGAUCUCAGAUCUUGGCUACACAAAAGCACCACCGGCUGACGGAUGA